AUGCUGAACAUCAACGUAGGUGGGAAGGGGUAUCAGAUCUCAUACAGGGUUGCUGCCAAGUAUCCCAAGACCAGGAUCGGCCGCCUGGCGACAUGCACAGACCACAACAGAAAGCUGGACCUGUGUGACGACUAUGUUGUCCAAAACAACGAGUUUUUCUUCGACAGGGACCCGGACAUCUUCCACAGCAUCUUCAACUUCUACCGGACGGGCGUGCUCUGGAUCAAGGACGAGCUGUGUCCCAGGAACUUCCUGGAGGAGAUCAACUAUUGGGGCGUCAGGAUCAAGAACACACACCGCUGCUGCCGAAUCUCCUUUGAGGAGCGCCAGGAUGAACUCAAUGAGCAGCUGAAGAUCCAGCGGGAGCUGGAGGCCGAGGUGGAAAUGGAGGAGAAUGAGGACCUGUUCCACGGGAUGGCGUUUGGCCAGACACGCUGGAUCAUCUGGAACCUGAUGGAGAAGCCCUUCUCCUCCGUCACCGCCAAGCUCAUGGCUCUGGCUUCCAGCUUCUUCGUGCUGGUGUCCCUGGUGGCCAUGACGCUGAACACGGUGGAGGAGAUGCAGUACAACACCCCCACAGCCCAGCUGAGCGGGAAGACCUACGGGGAGCAUGUGGAAACCUUCUGCAUCGCUUUCUUCACCAUGGAGUACCUGCUGCGUCUGGUGUCCACACCGGACCUGCGACGCUUCGGGAAAAGCGUCCUGAACGCGGUGGACCUGAUUGCCAUCUUUCCCCUCUACCUGCAGCUAGUGCUGGAGUGCUUCGAGAACGACGACUACGGGAAGCACCAAGACAUCGAGACGGUGGGCCGGGUGGGCAAAUUGGGCCAGGUGCUGAGAAUCAUGCGUUUGAUGAGGAUCUUCCGUAUCUUGAAGCUGGCACGCCACUCUACGGGGCUGAGAGCAUUCGGCUUCACGCUGCGCCAGUGCUACCAGCAGGUGGGCUGCCUAUUCCUUUUCAUCGCCAUGGGAAUCCUCACCUUCUCUGCCAUGGUGUACACGGUGGAGCAUGAUGUCCAUCAGACCAACUUCACAAGCAUCCCUCACGCAUGGUGGUGGGCAGCUGUGAGCAUCUCUACUGUGGGCUAUGGAGACAUGUUUCCAGAGACCAUCCUGGGCCGGCUGUUUGCUUUCGCCUGCAUCUCCUUUGGGAUCAUUCUGAACGGCAUGCCCAUAUCCAUCCUGUACAACAAGUUCUCAGACUACUACACCAAGCUGAAGUCUUAUGAGUACAGCUCCACGCUGAAGGCUCGGGGCAAGGUCAGGUUCGCCAAGAGGGCGGCCAGGAAGUUUACCAAAUGCUGUGACGAUGCAGUCCAUAAACACACUGGUGUAGACGAUUAA
Molecule: messenger RNA, 1344 nt
Organism: Salvelinus namaycush (lake trout)
Lineage: Eukaryota; Metazoa; Chordata; Actinopteri; Salmoniformes; Salmonidae
Product: potassium voltage-gated channel subfamily V member 2-like
Exons: 3
Coding region: 1-1344 (447 amino acids)
Biological process (GO): protein homooligomerization; potassium ion transmembrane transport
Cellular component (GO): voltage-gated potassium channel complex; membrane
Molecular function (GO): voltage-gated potassium channel activity
Source: RefSeq, a predicted model, not a curated record